Etheostoma spectabile (orangethroat darter) is the source of this 4146-nucleotide messenger RNA. RefSeq names its product cyclin T2a (gene ccnt2a). The transcript has 6 exons. Lineage: Eukaryota; Metazoa; Chordata; Actinopteri; Perciformes; Percidae. The record is from RefSeq and is a predicted model, not a curated record. Gene Ontology annotation, biological process: regulation of transcription by RNA polymerase II. Gene Ontology annotation, molecular function: cyclin-dependent protein serine/threonine kinase regulator activity. Bases 1375 to 2691 code for a protein of 438 amino acids.
AGUGGUGACUGGAGUGGAUGACUUGAGAGAGACAUAGCGUAUUGUUUAUCAUAAUCUUUAUCUUUUUCAGUAAGGGAGAAGUGCUAUUGAUCACUGUUGAAUAUAUUCAUCACAGCCUGUUGAGUGAAAUGUUUAAUCAGCUGCUGUAUGGGUAUUGUGUCAUGUACAUAUUUUCAAGAAAUCAUGUAAAGGUGACAUGUCAUUCUCUCAUUGCUAACAUUUGUCAUGAAACAUGGCAUUGAUAAGGCUUUUAGAAAUGUUCUCUCCAUUUCAGUUCUGCACAACAUUUCAUGUUAGGGCUACAGCAAUGUGUGCUUGCCUAUUGAUUGCAUUCAAGACUGAGAGACUUCUUUCAUCCAGAAUGAAAGUGGCCAGAGCUGCUUGUAUGGCACAUCAUUUAUAAUGUACAUAUAUAUGAAUUGACUGUUACGUCCAUAAAUACCUACAAGAAUCUGAAUUGAUAGCCUUAACAUGGAGCACUAGAUUUGUUUGUUUGAGCAUAAAAUGACAUGUCACCUCCCAACUGUCUCUGUGUCGAACUCACCUGUCAUGUAUUUUGUUCCAGGCUUUGAAAUUACUAUUGAUCACCCACACACUGAUGUGGUGAAAUGUUCCCAGCUAGUGCGAGCAAGCAAGGAUCUGGCACAGACUUCCUAUUUCAUGGCUACCAACAGGUUGUUAUCCUGCCCCUCCUUUGUUGCACUUUGACUGCACACCAUAGCUUCCUGUAAUGCAGGGUACCCUUUCAGUGUCCAACGGGCCCUAUUUGCGCUGGUGGUUGUUGGGAUGCUUGCCUCCUCCCCUCAGCUCCCCUCCCUUGUUAAAAGGGAGCGGGACAGGGUGGCUAUAGCGUUACCGGCCCCAGUUGCAGUGCGGUGUAUUGUACUAGGGACCACGUGUUGGCACAGAUGGGUUGAAUGCAAGGUGUGAAGUGUAGUGGUGCGCUUGAAACCCACAUGUUUGUUCGGUUGCGAAAAGUGCAUAAUUCUAAAAGAAAGACACUUUGGUAGCCUGAAUAGCAGCUAAAGAUUUCACAGAUGUAAACAUUUCUCGUAGAGGUCUUUCCGUCUACACCUCACUACCUUCUGCCUCCAGUACAAGCCCACAGUGAUCUCCUGUGUGUGCAUCCACCUUGCGUGUAAGUGGUCCAACUGGGAGAUCCCAGUGUCCACUGAUGGGAAACACUGGUGGGAGUAUGUGGACAACUCUGUCACCCUCGAGCUGCUUGAUGAGUUGACCCACGAAUUUCUGCAGAUUCUGGAGAAAACACCCAGUCGGUUGAAGAGAAUACGAAACUGGAGGGCGACGCAAGCUGCCAAAAAGCCCAAGGGUGACAGCACUCAGUCGGCUGACAACUCCUUUGCUGGGCCUUCCAUGCUCCAAGAUCAUGGUGAUGGCUCCUCCAACCCAAGUUUUUCCAAAGCAGGCGUUCCCUUUACCGUGCCCAUGCCUGGCCAAUCCGGAGGUGCACCCCUGUCAUUGGACGCCUUGGCUGGCACGUACAACCCAGCUAGCCACAGUGAGUGGCCCCUUGGCAACCAGAACCAAACAGGGUACCCUUCCACUUGUAUAAAACAGGAACCCCUCAGCAUCCCUGCAACCUGUAUAAAACAAGAACCCCUCAGCAUCCCUAUCCAAGAGCCGACUCUGUCCUUGCAGACAUCCACUUCCUCUUUGCUUCAGCGUCUGCCGGUAUGCAAGACUGAGAAAACACUAGAAUUCAUCCCUGUCGUCAAGCAGGAACAAAAAGGACCAGGUGGGAGCGGAGUGGGCAAGCAUCAGCCACCAAAUCAACCUCCUCCACCACAGCCGUCUCCCGCUCAGAAGCUGUCUCUGGACAAAUACAGAGAGAAACAAGCUGCAGAGCUUGCUGUCUCUGGGCAGAAACGCGGUCAGGAACCGCAUGGAGGAAAUAUUGAUUGUGACGGGAGGGGGGAUAUGUUACCUUUCUCCUCUUCUACCUAUGCACCAUCCUCUGUGAGCCAAGUGGACAAUAGAAAACAUUCACAGCCCCACCAAACAUCCUAUGGUGGUGUCGGGAGCACCACCGCCUCCCCAAUGAAGAUGAAAAUCUCUUCCUCCUCGACUUCAGGGCAAGAUAGACGUCAUCUUGGUGACAAACGGGACAAAGGCUCACUUAAACUCCGCCUGGCUGUUCCUGGGUCAGGUAGCAGCUCCCAGCUGGAUAAAAUGGGACAGCCGAGCAAAGAUGAGCUCAAGAUGAAGAUAAAAGUCUCAUCGUCAGAGCGCCACAGUUCGUCGGAUGAAGGCAUGGCGGCCAACAACAACAACAACAACAAGAGCAAACAUUCCAGCCCUCUGGUGAGCAAGGAGAAACAACAUCGUGGAGCAGAUCACAACCUCCAUCGCCACCACAAGCACAGUCACCCUCAUCCACACACGCACAGUGGGAACGGCGGCGGCAGCCUGCUACGUGGUUCUCCAGGACUGGUCAGCAUGGAAGGCACUCUGCUUGCUCCUCCCGGAUCCACUUCUUUGUCUUCUUCACGCAAAAGGGUGUACCCCGAGGCAAGCCACAACCACCACCCACCAUCCUCCUUCUCCACUUCAUGCUCCAAAGUGAGCAAAGUCCCCAAGGGGGGCACUGGUGCUGCAGGUGGGCUGCGGACCUCUCAGCAGUACCCUCCUCCUAGCGAAUCGCCACAUGAAGUAGGAGAGCAGAGACACUGAAUCCACCGCUCUGCAGCCACGGACCACCCCGUGGAAAUGAGAACAAACUACCCACACCUCAGACUUUGGAGACUAUGUUCACCUCUCUGUUAAGUGCCCUAGGAAAACAACUCAUUAUGUCAUGAUAAACCCUUUACUGAAAGGCAGAAAAACUUGUCUGCAAAAAGAUCAGUAUUGUUGGACUUCUCAAUUUUGGAGAGAUAAGAAAGAUGAAAAAGAAAUUAUGCUUCCUGACUGUCGGGUCUCUGGGCUGUGAUGCUCAGUCCUGUCUUUCUGUUAGUGUGUUGAAUUGCUGCUUGGUUCUCCUUCCUCCUCAAAUGAGUCUAGAAAUGUGCGUGUCUGUGUUCAUCACAGAGAAAGUCCUUCCCACAUUUCAGAUCUCUAUGGGAAAACAAAAGUAUUUUAUAAGUACAAUGAGGCAUGGAAGGUGCACCGACUUCAUUUUCUUCAUCUAAUAUAUAUCUAUAUAUUUUUUUUUUUAACGAGUAAUUUAAUUUAAUCACAUUUCUGUGGUUGUAUGGAGAAAGCCAGUGGCCAGCUGGAGAGGAGUACAAGUUAUGUUUGCUGGCAUUCCAUUUAGUACUCUGGAUGGAUGCAAGACAUUUUUUAGAUGUAAAGUUUUAUCUCCUCAAUUUCUUUCUUGUCUUGAUUUCUUUUUAUACUUAAGUACUGUGCAUAUGAAUGCAUGUUUCAAUCAUCAAUGGGAUUUAAAAGGAGAAUGCGUACUUGCUGUUUACAGAAAGUGGAGAUACAUGUACAUACAUUUUUGUAUGUUUAAAGAAAAAAAAAAGCUAUACCAUGACUACUCAGGUUUAGAGCUGCUUGUAAGUAUAACUAUAAUACCUAGAAAAGACUUAUUUUGUUGAUCAAUGGAUUAGGCAUCAAUGGGGUAAUGAUUCCAGUGGUGUGUGUGUGUGCUUCUUACCUUCCUACAGGGGGUGCUGUACUGUGCUUUUCCGUCAAAGGGAAUAUCGGUAGAUGUCCUCAGCAACACAGGCAACAUCCAACACCUACUUAUCAGAGCGAUGCAAUUUGUACCAAAAAUAUAAUUCUUUUGGACCUAUAAGUAAACCUUAAGCUGGAUGCCAAAGGUUGUGCCUCAAAAAGAAACUGUAGUAGUAGUGUGCUAUUAAAAUUUACAUAACCCUUUUUCUUUGAAGUGCAUCAGACAUAAUUUUAUGACAUGAAGCUGUGGCCCUUAGAUUUCAGCCCAUACAUGUAUAAUCAGCCAUUAACAUUGUACAAUGUAGAAAAAAAACAACUUUAAUGCUCGGUUCCAUCCCAGCAAAAGUUGUCACAAGAUUGACCAAUUAUCCAAAUGCAACAUGACCUGCUAGAUAUUUUAUCACUGAUGUCCUCAUCCAAUUGGUUGAAUUUACAUUUGCAGCCAUGUACCUGUCCAAGCACGUCUUCACAUGAGUUUCAUACAUUAAACGCUAUAUUCUCAAAUCUUGA